AUGCCUCCCGCCACGCUCAUUCAUUCCUCGUAUUCGGUGUUAACUAACGGUAUAAGUCCGGGACCAGCAGGAGCAGGGCCUGUUCCAACUGUUGGAGGAGGCGAAAAGGGGGAGACAUCACGCACUGGGGAGGCUGUGUCUCGGGUGGGCGAAAGCUCGGUGCAAGUGCGGUCUAGCGGUGGCGGCGAUUCCAUCAGAACUGGCCAGACCCAGGAGCACAUUGCCCGGGAAGAUGCAUCGUUUGCCGUCUUCUUGGACACGACAGUCGUGAGUCUGUCGCCAGAGGCAGGCAAAGCAGAAGCGGUGAUGAAGGUCAGCGGCCCUGACAGAGAGCCACGGCAGACAAAUUGGGGGCAUAGAUACCCGGCACUAUCAGCCGCGGAGCAGGAAACCGUUGACGGCGCCAACGUGGUAGCCCUCCUCUCGGCCGCCGGCAGCCUCGAACCGGACUUGUUCGAGCCCGCAGACGAAACCAUGUCCCGGAGCGACCUGUCGAGCCUGCGCCGCGCUUUGUUUGGCGAGGCCAUAGUGGGCGACAAAACUUCGUCCGUCGCGUGGGAUAGUGUGCUCAAUUUCAUACCGGACUACUUGCGCGUAGGGGAAAGCAGUAGGCCGGCGGCGGCCGACGAUCUAGCCACGCAUCUAGGGACGACAGACAGCGGGGCGGCCUGGCAAGCGUGGAUUGGGCAGUGGUCACAGAUCCUGACCGGAUAUCAAGACGAGAUUUGGGGUGACUUGGGAUCCCUGGCCGAGGAAGCGCGGCUGGAAGUCCAGAAACUCUCCAAGGCUCCCCCAAACCAGAAGCCGCCCAACGAGCCCACGGCGCUCCUGCGGUUACGGGCAAUUCUUGGGCACCUGCGAAGCUUGUAG
Messenger RNA from Lasiosphaeria miniovina, 870 nucleotides. RefSeq lists its product as uncharacterized. Lineage: Eukaryota; Fungi; Ascomycota; Sordariomycetes; Sordariales; Lasiosphaeriaceae. The coding region runs from base 1 to 870 and encodes 289 amino acids. The record is from RefSeq and is a predicted model, not a curated record. The transcript has 3 exons.